Molecule: messenger RNA, 759 nt
Organism: Diaporthe citri
Lineage: Eukaryota; Fungi; Ascomycota; Sordariomycetes; Diaporthales; Diaporthaceae
Exons: 1
Coding region: 1-759 (252 amino acids)
Source: RefSeq, a predicted model, not a curated record
AUGACUGACGGGCGACAAGCUUCCCCAUCCGCCGAAGAGAAGCCUCAGGAGAAAAAGCAGCAUCGCCUUGGCAGACUUCUAACUGGCAAUGCGGCAGACGUGUCAGCCGGCCAGUCGGGCCCAACGAGGCACUCGGACGACGCUGCUCCCUCCCAAACUAAUGAACUUGAACGGAUGAUCAAAGAUCUUGAGUCUCAGUCGUACAAGGUCGCGCUUCUACUGAGUCGAGGUACGGACAAGAUCCAAAAAACGCACCUAAACUUGAAAUUAUACAAGCUCGAAAAGAAGAUUCGAGAAAAGCAGGAACUCCUCAGGAAUUACAAGAAAAAGAGUCACCCCGCACAGGUGCCAAAGGAAAGCAGCGCAGAUGCGCUUUCGCUUGCGGCUGAUAACACCACCCUGCUAGCCCAGAACCUCCAGACGCAUCUUUUUGUGCAGGAGCAGCCGCGGCCUAAAGACCCGCCUGCUUCUUCGUCGCAGUCUGAAGGUCAUAGGCAGGAGGUCGCUUCCUCUGAGCGGAUACACGGGCUCGAUCAUCGUCCGUCAGCUCCUGUGCCGGCGCAAUCCAGAAGGCCUGAGACACAAGAAAGCCUUGAGAAUGAGUGGACGGACAUCAAACUCGAGGACGCGGAGGAGCCACUGGGGCAGGAGGAAUGGGAAGAUGACAUUGCACCUGACCUGGUCCCCAAAGGGGCCGCACAGAACCCUUACUACCCAGGCAAGGGCCGAAUACUUUGGUCAGGAGCACCUCCAUCUUGA